AUGGAAAGCGACUCGCAAACUUUUGUUGACACUUCAGGCGACGAGCGCCUAUCUCGCCAAUUCACAUUGCUUUUCAAUCUACUUCAGAAUUUUCAACGUGCACCGAAGAAGGGCUUCAUCGACUCAUGGAGGGAAACAAAUAAAGACACAGAAGGGAAAUCUACAGCAAGAAUCUUUUUAGAUGCAGGAUUUGCCGCUUGGUUGGCGUACUUUCUCGCCAGAAACGCCGCAAAUGCUCAAUACCACUUACCCGGGAAAGCUGCCUACAUUUAUCUUAUCGCCGAUCUUGAGGAGGAGUCUACCGAACAUCGAAAAAAGUUAGCGGCGCAAGUGACCUCUGCCGUUCUACUGGACGUCGCGAAGAAGGUCGACAGAGUGUAUGCCAACAGAAUCAAACCGCUUCAAAAUGAAAACAUGUCACAGCACCAGAAUAAAAGACCACGCACUGCGGACGGCAAUGAUUAUUCAACCCUUUCGUCUACAAAUUCAUCCUACCCGAUCGCGACGUCGCCCAGCGGAAGCGCCCCAACCUCUACCUCCAAUGAAGCGCCUGCGUAUCCUUCUGUCAACUCGACCAAUUACUUUACCGAAGACCAACAUAUUCUGGUCAAUGCAUCUCUCUUGGAGGCAACAAAACUUUUCCCUCUAGACCUCUCGGACGCGAUCAAAAGGAACCCUUGCCCUAGGAACGGAGAUAUCUUGGUGGCCGCCAUAUCAAUGACAUUUCCGAAUACGCCAUCCACGAAUACGCAAUCCACGACUAUAUUUGAAUGUCAAAUGGCCAUUGAAAUCACGGAUGACAAGGUAUCACAUUUUGCUCGAGAAUUGUUUGGGGUACGCUUGGAAACAAGGGCUGGGCUGCGAUAUAUGUGUUCCGCUGCUGGCGGCUCCAAGGUACUGCCUAAUCCCAAAUUCACGCUUCAAGGGUGCCGACGCGACAUUAUUCCUUCUGCUUUUGGUCCCGAACCGGCUACUGCAAUUAUAACCAACACUAUGUAUCAGGAGGAUGUCAGGCAGUGCCGUGAUUGUACAGACUCUGUAUCUAUGGUGGUCUCACACCGGGCCGACGAUGGGGCUGUCAUUUAUGUAUCUCUAGGACUAUGGGAAGGAACACAGAUCAGAAAGAAACUCUAUUUGUAA
Cadophora gregata is the source of this 1140-nucleotide messenger RNA. RefSeq lists its product as uncharacterized. Bases 1 to 1140 code for a protein of 379 amino acids. The transcript has 2 exons. The record is from RefSeq and is a predicted model, not a curated record. NCBI's taxonomy places the organism in Eukaryota, Fungi, Ascomycota, Leotiomycetes, Helotiales, Ploettnerulaceae.